Acanthosepion pharaonis is the source of this 813-nucleotide messenger RNA. NCBI's taxonomy places the organism in Eukaryota, Metazoa, Mollusca, Cephalopoda, Sepiida, Sepiidae. The record is from the annotation of a GenBank genome assembly.
AUGUCCACAUUCUUUUCUCUAUAUUUCCUGUUCGUCUCUCUCUCUCUCUCUCUCUCUCUCUCUCUCUCUCUCUCUCUCUCUCUGUGUCUAUCUAUCUAUCUAUCUAUCUAUCUAUCUAUCUAUCUAUCUAUCUAUCUGUUGACAUUUGUUCAAGUCUAUUCGUAUCUAUCAGUUUAUCUAUCGGUCUAUUUCUUUAAAAGCAAAGAAAAAAGAAAUCCCCCCUUCCUCUCUCUUUCUCUCUCUCUCAUGAUUCGAAAUCAUUUUUAUCACCAUUUUCUUUUUUCACUGAAAAAUUCUUGUCUGACUCGUUGUCUUUGUUUUCUUCUUCUUCUUCUUCUUCUUCUUGAACAAAGGAAAGAAAACGAUAAGUUUUUUGUUCACCGCCCUCCCCGAUUUCCUAUCUACUUCCUUAAGGUUUGUUUCUAUCUAUCUAUCUAUCUAUCUAUCUAUCUAUCUAUCUAUCAGGGAUUUUCUCUCUUUCAUACAUCCUUUUCUUCUCUCUCUUAUUGCUCAAUCCUCCCCUUCACUUCCUUUCCCUCGCUUAAAAACUUUUUAUUAUUACUUUAUUCUUACCUUCUCUCUCUCUCCCUCUCUCUUUCUCUCUCCCUCUCUCUCUCUCUCUCCCUCUCUUAUAUUGGUCUAUCCCUCUAUUUAUCUGUCUCUGUUUCCUUAAAAGAUAAGGAAAAAAAUCUCUCUUUUAUAGAAUCUUUCCUUCUCUGUCUUUACGCCUCAUUCUCCCCUUCACUACUUUCCAUCCCUUAUUAUCUCUCUCUCUCUCUUUAUCUAUCUAUCUAUCUAUCUUUUAAAUAUUGA